Nelumbo nucifera (sacred lotus) is the source of this 3132-nucleotide messenger RNA. RefSeq names its product G-type lectin S-receptor-like serine/threonine-protein kinase LECRK4. Gene Ontology annotation, molecular function: protein serine/threonine kinase activity; ATP binding. NCBI's taxonomy places the organism in Eukaryota, Viridiplantae, Streptophyta, Magnoliopsida, Proteales, Nelumbonaceae. Gene Ontology annotation, biological process: protein phosphorylation. The record is from RefSeq and is a predicted model, not a curated record.
CAAGACGUGGUAACUCUUGCCCAGAAAUCAAAUUUAACUACAAGCAAAAGAACUCAGGUAAAUCUACAAAGGGGAGAGAUGUAUAAUUGAGCUGCAAAAGAUGGAUCGCUCACGGAUGGGAUAGGUUCGUUUGAGUUGGCCCCCGACUGCCUACAUUUCAUUGAAGGAACGGUGACGUCCAAUUGGAAGUUUAGACCUAAAUUGUGACCAGACUGGGCAUUAAUGUUAGAAACUAGUACAACUAGUAUGAAAAACCGAGCUUUACUCUACGUCUCUUAGGUCUUACCUACGAAUUUCGACAAGAAACCAACGAUUAAUCAACAGGGUUUUUGUCUGUAGGCUUCUUCCUCGAAGUUUUACUCGACUACGGUACAGAAACCGAGAAGCGGUCAGUUGAUUUGUCUCUCUCUCCAAUCCAACUUCCAAGCUCCUCCCGUUAUAAGCUUCCCAUUUAUUAAUCGAGUAGCCUGUAGACUAGCUUGUACCAAAUGGCGCUUCCAAUGGAUUCUGCAAUUCUUCAUAUUGCAACCCUCUUACUGCUGCUGCUUCUUUUACCACAUGAUACCAUAGCUCAAGCCUACAGUAACGUAACUUUGGGCAAAUCUCUUACCGCCGGUGAUGACAACACUUCUUGGCCUUCUCCUUCCGGAGACUUUGCAUUCGGGUUUCGCCGGCUUGACAACACCGACCUCUUCUUGCUUGCUAUCUGGUUCGACAAAAUACCAGAUAAAACCAUAGCUUGGUAUGCAAACGGAAAUACCCCAGCCCCGAGAAGUUCAACCGUUCAGCUUACAAACGAUGGCGUGUUGCAGCUAAGCGAUCCUCGAGGCCAAGAAAUAUGGAAGUCUGACCCCAUCAAUGGCGCGGUGGCUUAUGGUGCGAUGCUGGACACCGGCAACUUCGUCCUUGUCGGCAGCACUGAUAAUAAUUCUGAUUACAUAUGGGAGACUUUCAAGCAUCCCAGUGACACCCUCUUGCCGACACAGGUGCUGGAAGUGAACGGCGUUGUUUCUUCUCGACUAACGGAGACCAACUACUCGACGGGACGGUUCCAAUUCCGGCAGCUCCAAGAUGGAAAUGCCGUGCUCAAUACUGUCGGAAUUCCAGGGACAUUUGCAUAUGAUGCUUACUUCGUCAGUAACACCUUCGAGGCUAACGCAAGUGAAUCCGGCUAUCGAGUGCUCUUUAAUGAAACGGGGCACAUUUACAUCCUCAGAAGAAAUGGGAGCAUAAAGGGUCUAAAUCUUAACGACUUCCCUCAGCGCAGGAACUAUUAUUACAGAGCAACGCUCGAUUUUGAUGGAGUUUUCGCACAGUACAUUCACCCCAAGAACUCCAAUGGCAGCCAGAACUGGUCCAUGGUGUGGCACCUUCCUGGUAAUAUUUGUCUGGCCAGUCGGAGUAAAUUGGGCAGCGGAACCUGUGGAUUCAACAACAUUUGCAAUCUGACUGCAGAAAAUAGGCCUACUUGUUACUGCCCACCUCAAUAUUCCAAAGAAGAUCUAAGUAACAUAUUCAGCAGUUGUGUCCCAGAUCAUAUACAGAGCUGCAACAGAGAUGAACCGGGAUAUUCGGAUGAUGUUUAUGGGUUUGAGGAGUUGGUUAAUACAGAUUGGCCCCAAUCUGACUACGAACAGCUUCAACCUUAUACCGAAGGUGAAUGUCAAAGCAACUGCUUGGAAGAUUGCCAGUGUGCAGCUGCAAUUUUCCGAGAUGAAACCUGCUGGAAGAAAAGGCUACCGCUUUCAAACGGAAUGGCAAACAGCAGUGUAAAUGUCAAUGGAAAGGCUUUCCUCAAAGUGAGAGUAGACAGUCGUCCAGCAAAGAAAGAUGAGAAAAGAAAGAUUUUGAUCGUCGUUCUGUCACUGCUUUUGGGUGGUUCUGUCUUUGUUAACUUCUUGUUCAGUGGUGGGAUUUGCCUGUUUGUUUUCCUAGCUUAUCAUAAGAAACUGAAAAAGGCGAAUAAAGUUAAAUAUGAAAGAAGUUCUGUAGGAGGAAAGCUCUGCUCUUUUACUUACAAAGAUCUGGAAGAAGCUACAAAUCAAUUCAGGGAAGAGCUGGGCAGGGGAGCUUUUGCAAUUGUUUACAAAGGGGUGCUCGAAUUAGGUGCUAGGAAAUUGGUUGCAGUAAAGAAGUUAGACAGAGUGGUUCAAGAACGAGAGAAGGAGUUCAGAACUGAAUUGGGCGUCAUCGGCCAGACCCAUCACAAGAAUCUAGUCCAAUUGCUCGGAUUCUGCGACGAGGGGCAGCAUCGGCUUCUUGUGUAUGAGUUCAUGAGCAGCACCUUAGCAAGCUUCCUUUUCCAAGCUCCAAAGCCUGUGUGGAACCAGAGAAUCCAGAUAGCCUUUGGCAUUGCAAGAGGGCUUCUGUACUUGCAUGAAGAGUGCAGCACCCAGAUCAUCCAUUGUGAUGUGAAGCCUCAAAACAUACUUCUGGAUGAUUGCUAUACUGCAAAGAUUGCAGAUUUUGGGUUGGCAAAGCUUUUGAUGACUGAUCAGAGUAGAACUCAAACAGCCAUUAGGGGAACUAAAGGGUAUGUGGCACCAGAGUGGUUCAGGAGCAUGCCAGUCACCUCGAAGGUGGAUGUAUAUAGUUUUGGGGUCUUGUUGCUAGAGAUCAUCUGUUGUAGGAAGAACGUUCCAGUGGAAAUUCUAGAGGACAACAAUGGAGAAAUCCUGACAGAUUUGGCUUACGAUUGCUAUUGUCAAGGCAAACUAGAUGAUCUAUUACAGAAUGAUAUGGAGGCAAUGAGUGACAUAAGUACUUUAGACAGAUUGCUAAGGGUGGCAAUCUGGUGUAUACAAGAAGAGCCAUCAGUGAGACCCACCAUGAGGAAGGUCACACAGAUGCUAGAAGGAGUUGUUGAAGUUCCAGUGCCUCCAUCCCCGUCUCCCUUUAACUCAUUCCUUCAAAAUUAAGGUAGUUCUCUGUUUCUGUGUCCAAUGAGUCCUGUAUUUUUUUUUUCACAAGUUGGAUUUGUUUCUAUACCAACUGUAUGUUUUGUUUACUGUGGCAAUUGAGUUAUCAACUUUCUAUCAAGUAAGUAUAGCUUUUAUCAUUGUUAGGUUUCUGUUGACCCUUAAUUAGGUUACAAGGCUUUUAAUAGAAGACAUUUAUCAUUGUUAGAUUUCA